AUGCUGUCUUUCAUCGUGAGCUCCGCGUCCGGCCUCGUCGUGCCACGCGUCGCGCGCUCCACCCCUCGUUGCGGUGCGCCCACCGCCGUCACUCAGGGCGAGGUGCAUGGCGAGGGGGGCGCCUACGUUGCGGGCCACUGGGUGCCGCUCGAGCUUUGCAAGGAGAAGUUCAACAUCGCGGGAGGCUCGAACGAGAAGACGCCGGCGGGCCCGUGCCCCCGGUCUAUCACGCGCCACUCGUCAGCCAAGCCGGACGGCAGCUACGAUGUUGCCAUUAUCGGAUCCGGGUGCAUCGGCGCCGCCGUGGCGCGCGAGCUCUCCAAGACGACGGCCUCUGUCGUGAUGCUGGAGGCGGCGGACGAC
Molecule: messenger RNA, 363 nt
Organism: Emiliania huxleyi CCMP1516
Lineage: Eukaryota; Haptophyta; Isochrysidales; Noelaerhabdaceae
Exons: 1
Source: RefSeq, a predicted model, not a curated record